UGCAUGUGAUGGUUGCUUGGCAACUGUACAGACGCUUUAUACCCUUCCGGGAAGUGCGUGGCUCUGAGGAAAUAUGGCGCACAGACAGCUGCAUAUACCAGUCAUAUUCAUCGCUUCAACCUAUUAUUUUACCGCAUUCUGCUUAUCCAUUUUAGUCGCUUUCGCAUUAUUCAAAAGUGGAAACACUGACAAUGCGUUCAGUGCGAGUCACACGGCUAGUGUACCCAUCGCUGCCGCCCGGGACCUACGAUACCUUUUGUAUGACGUGAACCCCCCGGAGGGUUUCAACCUGCGGAGAGAUGUCUACAUCCGUAUGGCCUCCCUAGUGAAAACUCUGAGGAAGGAGGGGGAUGACUGGGUCCUUGUGCUUCCCCCAUGGGGUCGCCUGUAUCAUUGGCAGAGCCCCAACAUCCACCAGAUCCGCAUCCCUUGGGGAGAGUUCUUCAGCCUCACCAGCCUGCAGGCCAACGUGCCUGUGAUCGAGUAUGAGGAAUUCAUUGCUGAGAAUGGAGGCCCAUUCAUUGAUCAGGUUCUGGUGCUGCAGAACUAUGCUGAGGGAUGGACUGAUGGGAAAUGGGAGGAAAAAGUUGACGAGCGGCCGUGCAUUGAGAAGUUGUUGUACUCAAAAGAUAAACAGGGCUACUACAGGGGCUGGUUUUGGGGCUAUGAGGAGACAAGAGCACGAAAUGUAACAUGUAUAUCAGCUCAAGGCCAUGCCUCCAUCAUGGCCCCAGUUCUUCAGAAAAACAUCACAGUGACAUCAGUUAUGCUUGACCGAGCAGAGACACUCCUCCAUGAUCACUAUGCUGGGAAGGAUUACUGGGAUACACGCCGCAGUAUGGUUUUUGCCAAGCACCUGCGACUCAUAGGAGAUAACUUCAGAGCAAAAUACCUGAACUCUACAGAUGACAGAGAUCACACCAUAUACAGUGAGGACUGGACUCGCAUGAAGGCCAAGCUGGGCUCCGCUAAAGGUGGUCCAUAUCUUGGGGUCCACUUGCGCAGAAAGGACUUCAUCUGGGGUCACAGGGAGGAUGUACCAAGCCUUAAGGGGGCAGUUAAAAAAAUACGCAGCCUGAUGAAGAAGCACAAACUUGACAAAGUGUUUGUUGCAACAGAUGCAGAUGAGGAAGAUCUGAAGGAGCUGAACAGGUUGUUGCCAGAGAUGGUGCGGUUUGAAUCAUCCACAGAGGACCUGGAGCUCCUUAAAGAUGGAGGGGUGGCCAUCAUUGACCAGUGGAUCUGUGCCCAUGCAAGAUUCUUCAUAGGAACAUCAGUGUCCACCUUCUCUUUCCGGAUCCAUGAAGAGAGGGAGAUCCUGGGUUUUAACCCCAAAACUACAUACAACCGUUUCUGCGGGGACACUGAGAAGGAAUGUGAACAGCCUACGCACUGGAAAAUAGUUUACUGAUGUAAUCUGACUUUCCUGACACACAGAAGUGCCAAAAACAGUGUUAAAAGUGACAUUUAUUUGUAUGAAAUUUACAAAGUAUUUUAACUGUUUGCUGUUCUUUUUUUUUUCUUUUUUUUUUCUUUUUUUUUUACUUUUUAUGGUUAUUGAGUUGUGCAAUCAGGUCUGUAGUGACCACUGUGACUGAAACUUACGCUCAAAGGGCCAAGACUGUGCUGCCAAACAUGUAUUACUGUAAUGUUUAACACUUACAUCUGUGUAUGUUUAGUGUGGAUUCUCAUGACAGUGUGGCAUUUUACAUAAUUUCUGUUAUUUAUUGCUAAUGCCAGCAACACUGGUAAAAAAAAAGUGUCUUUACAUGACUGCAACAGACAGUGUUGUGAGGCUUUAUGGGAAAAUUCUAACCUUUUUUAAGAUUGCAGUCAUUAGACUCAGCACUAUUCAGAGGUGUUGAGCAUCUAAAAUUGGACUUAAAUGCUGUAUUUUUUUUUUUUUUUUACAAAAUAUUUUACCAGGAGUUGUUUUUUUUUUAAAUUUCCUAGAUUACAUAUAAGAAGCAUUGAAGACCGUAAAUCCAGCAUAUAAAUCAUGUGUUUUAUUAGGAUUAAAGACCAAACAGAACCUAAUGAUUCCUAACUUAAGAUUUGUUAAAAAGAGGUACAUUUCCCAUCUACUUCCACUGUUAUUUCAGUGUUUGUGUAGAAUAACUUUCCUCCCUUAUUUUAUAUUUGUGCCAGUAUUGACAUUUGUUACAUGGAAUUACACUACAAUGUCACUGAUGCUGGAAAAGAAGGAAAUAUGACUCUGAAGAAUUUUGGUAAUUGAGUAUUCUUUCUACCUUGUCUUUUUUAGCCACAGACAUAGAGCACAUUAUGGUAGUAUUAUACUUGAUGAUACAAGAUGACACAAAGGGGUCACCGUGGGUUUCAACACUAGCCAGCCAUCAAGCUGUUAUCUUGCAGUACAAACUUUUUCCCUUUCCCUCCAGAUCCCUCCAGAGGAUCCACACAUUUGGAUAAAAAAGUGUUUGGUAUGGGCAUUGUCUCAUGACUUGGUUUGUACAGCAGGUGUAUGAUUUUGGUGUUGAAUAAAACCAAGUUUGAAUACGAC
Thunnus maccoyii (southern bluefin tuna) is the source of this 2521-nucleotide messenger RNA. It is a transcript of the gene pofut2, whose product is annotated as protein O-fucosyltransferase 2. The record is from RefSeq and is a predicted model, not a curated record. The coding region runs from base 74 to 1411 and encodes 445 amino acids. The transcript has 9 exons. Gene Ontology annotation, molecular function: peptide-O-fucosyltransferase activity. Gene Ontology annotation, biological process: protein O-linked glycosylation via fucose. NCBI's taxonomy places the organism in Eukaryota, Metazoa, Chordata, Actinopteri, Scombriformes, Scombridae.